This is a messenger RNA of Paraglomus occultum, 279 nucleotides long. The record is from the annotation of a GenBank genome assembly. Lineage: Eukaryota; Fungi; Glomeromycota; Glomeromycetes; Paraglomerales; Paraglomeraceae.
AUGAACUGCAAUGACUCAUCUUCGGAAGAUGAUAUCGAUCUCAUAGAACAGUAUAAAACUGGAUUCUUUAUCCAAGAUACAUACACCUGGCUGAGAUACAAAUUACAUGGAGAGUUUACUGAGAGAGAUAGAAAUUAUGUUACGCUUUGCCUGGAGGACUUAAGGAAAUGGAAUGAUGGAGAGACUGAAGAUAGGAUAACAGGAGAAGAUGAUAGUAUGUCCGAAAUCUUUGAAAUGUGGCCCGAGCGAAUCCGGCAAUAUGAUGAGCGCAAUCAACCG